CAAAAGCUUUUGCUGAGCUUUCAAAGUUUUUAUUAUGAAAUCAUAUGUUUAGCGUCAGUUUAUAAAUACAGCAGCAACGAGAGAGACCUGUUGUUAGUCUCUCUGUUUACCCAAAAGAUAUAAUCUGCAGAAGUAAAGCAAAAUAAAAAAAUAAAUACAAUAUUAUGGCUAACGAUAAAGCAGAUAUGGAUACAACAGUAAGCACUACGAUAUUAGCAAUAGGAGACGAGACGGAAGACUCCAACCAGGAAAAGCCUGAAAAGACAUUAAAAGAUUUGGAAGUUGAGUUCAAAAACUAUUUUAGCGUACUCCUAAUGGGAAAUCAUAAGCCCAAAGACGAAGCCGAUGGCACGUAUCUAUUGGAAUGGUUUGGCAUGGAAUCCUUCAGAAGAGAAAAUGAGCCCGUUCGCUUUCAAUUUUACUGCGUGGGCGCACAGAAAACAAAGCCCGUGAAUGCAAAUCCGUUUCACUUCUUCCAAACGAUCAAUGCACAGGCCUUGAUGCGUGAGGUGAGAAAUACUCUUAAGGAAGAACGUUGGAUAUCAAGGUAUGAGAUGAUUGGACCUAUUAAAGGCAAACUUAACCCAACUCGCCAUGACGAGGAAAUGUAUGUUCGACGUGCAGUCUAUGAUGCACUGAUUGCUGAAAUGCAUCGAGAAUCGGGUGUAUUGCUUCCCUAUUUACUCCAUCUACACAGGCAAUAUGCAAAAUAUAAUACAAGACGUUAAGCCAUUGUUGCCUUUGACUCAGGAAUUAAGCUCUAUAAGGAAUACUUAAUUAUUUUAUUAAUUACCUUAAUUAACUUUUACUCAUACAAGUAUUUUUUACCUAUCUAAAUUUAUGUUGAGCAAUAAAUACUAUUUAUUUAUAUUUUGUACAGAAGAGUUGCUCGUAAAGCUUUGUUUUGGGCAUAAGUCAUAGUCAGUCAGUCAGCUGUGCCGGAUUUUCUUUCUUUGUAUCAAUGGAAAACGUUCAAUCAAUAAUUAUAUUCAUAUUCUGAUUCUAAAUAUAAAAAUAUAUACUUAUAGUCUAAGAUAACAGAAAAAAAGCAUGCUAAUUGCAGCUUUAUCUAGAUGGAACUAAAAGCUUUCUCGAAGAGCUUUUGACUGUUUUGCGAAAUUACUAAUGUUUAGUAUUUGGCUGCGUAUAUAGCGUCAUCGAAGGCUGUUGCCAAUAACAAAGCCAGAGAGAGAGUCAAUACAAACGUUGCCAAAAAAAAAAAAGAAAAAUAAUAUAGUUUAAAUAAUUAUGAAUGAAGAAACGGAAAUUGAAGGUGAAAGACCUCUAUCAACGCAGAAAGCAAAAGUAUUGCUCAUUGAGGAUCCCACAGAAGGCGUAAAUCUCAAAAAGCCGGAACAAGAUGCCAUCAAGAUGAACUACAUGAAUUAUUUGAGUUUAAUUCUAGUGGGAAAUCCAAGUCCAAUGGAAGUUGUCAAUGGCGAGUAUCCUCUGGAAUGGGUUGGAAUGGAAGUCAUUAGGAGAGAAAAUAAAUCAACUCUUUAUCAAUUUAUAUGUUUGAGCGCUCAGAAAACCGAGCCUAAGAAUGUUGACCUAGACAAAUUUUACCAGACAAUGAAUGCAAGUGCCCUAAUGCGUGAUGUUAGACAAGUUCUUAAGAAGGAACGUUGGAUAUCAAAGUAUGUGGUAACUGGACCUCUCAGAGGCAAUGUAGGCGAUUGGGCCUAUAAUUCCGAAGAAUCCUAUAUUAUGAAUGCUAUAUAUAGGGCAGUUCGAGCCGAAAGGCUGAAAGAAAGCGAAGUGAUAUUUCCUUAUCUGCUCUAUUUACACAGGCAGCGUGUAGAAAAUAAUCGGAGACGUUAAGCCAUUUACCUGUAACAUUGUUUUUAACUCAGGAACUUAGAUAGAGAAUACUGAAAUCCGUUGGAAGACUU
This is a messenger RNA of Drosophila mojavensis, 1892 nucleotides long. RefSeq lists its product as uncharacterized. Bases 1249 to 1821 code for a protein of 190 amino acids. The record is from RefSeq and is a predicted model, not a curated record. NCBI's taxonomy places the organism in Eukaryota, Metazoa, Arthropoda, Insecta, Diptera, Drosophilidae. The transcript is spliced from 3 exons.